Messenger RNA from Clupea harengus (Atlantic herring), 15611 nucleotides. RefSeq names its product FAT atypical cadherin 1b (gene fat1b). Gene Ontology annotation, molecular function: calcium ion binding. The record is from RefSeq and is a predicted model, not a curated record. Gene Ontology annotation, biological process: homophilic cell-cell adhesion. Lineage: Eukaryota; Metazoa; Chordata; Actinopteri; Clupeiformes; Clupeidae. Gene Ontology annotation, cellular component: plasma membrane; cell-cell junction.
GUUAUGCCCUGAUAGAGAGGCCAAAUAGAAUUUCAGAGCAGCAACAUCAGAGCGGGUACAGCAAGGCAGAUUACUAUAUCUGAAAUAGGAUCUUUUUCUUUUUCUCUUUCUUCCUUUUUUCACCGAGUACCCAGGCACAGCAGAGCUUUUCUAUAAACCCUCGGCUCCAUUACAUGGCUUUCCGUACCCAAAACAUGCAUAACCCCCUUGAAAAUAUAUCAUGGUGUGUUCUUUCCCUCCCCACAGACUUUCUAGGGGAUUUAGAGCAAUGAACACAAGAUGGCUGAUGCAAUGUGCUCAUCCACUGCGCUACAGGUUUUGAAAUCCUGGCACUUGCGUGGCCCUAGAGGUUACUCUCGCAUUGUAUACUUUAUGAGAGCUUUAGUCACGGUGACUUCUCAUUCACUCCUGCACUUACUGCUGGGGGCAGUCGGGUUCAGUUCAGGAAGGGUUUCUAGAGAAGCACACUAUAACCAGUGCUGCCAGUCCUAUUUUUGGCUCUACUAACAAUGCAUUAUGCAGAACUGAGGGUGUCAAGAUGGACAUGAUGACCUGGUUGAAUUCAUUAUUUUGACAUAUUUGACACAUUUUUAAUUUGAAAUUAUUUACAUCCUUCAUACACAAGAUAUGAUGAAGCUUUAAUUCUGCUUUAAUGCGUUGAUGCUGUUGAAUUUGGCCUUGAAUACGAUUCCCAAACAACUUUUCUUAUCGCAGAAAUACAUACCGCACGGGUAGCAAUAGUCACUGAUAGGAGAUAAAAUAAAUAUAUAUUUAAAAAAAAAAAAAUUGAAUUGCUCAGAAGAACUCAAUGUAGAUGAUUCCUCCUGAACAUACCAGUAACCUACAUAUAUGAGCGAUUCUGUGGUCUGUGAUUGAUGACAUCACAGCGAGGGGAAUCGCAUGCAAACGGAGUUGAGGAGCAGUACUCCUGCCUCUCUUGUCAGGGGAGUCGGUGCCGCGCAGCAGCCGGUUAGGUGUGUGCGGUCGACUCCGCUUACCUCGUGACAGAAUUAAGUUUAUCUGAUCGGACAUCGGAAGAACUAUGUUAAUCGUCGCAUUGCUUGUAGUGGAUAUAUCCCCAAAUACACUUUUUUCUUCAUAGGCACAUUUUUCCCGCAUGCACCUGAGCGUUUAUUAACCUUCUGGUCUCUGGUGGACUGCUCUUUCGUUGAAAUGGUUUGAUGAUGUGAGUGUCAUGAUGGGGGAAUACUUGUCCAUCAUACUGGUGAUGCAGAUCCUCUGGAGCUGUGUGGGGACUCAAGAACAGCAGACCUUUUCACCCCUGCAGUUCACACAGGCACUUUACAAUGUCACCAUAUAUGAAAACUCUGCCGCAAAGACUUAUGCUGAAGCCCCCCCAAAAAUGGGUGUGCAUCUGAGAGACCGGUCCUGGGACAUCCGAUAUAAAAUAGAAUCCGGAGACAAUGACAGCAUGUUUAAAGUGGAUGAGUUUCUGCUGGGGGACUUCAGCUUCUUGCGCAUACGGACUAAAGGAGGCGGCUCGUCCACUCUGAACCGGGAGAUCAAGGACCAGUACGAGCUCAUAGUGAUAGCACAAGAGAGGCUCAGUCGUGCCGAGGCUCAAACGCGGGUAGUCGUGCAUGUCCUCGACACCAAUGAUCUCAGACCCCUCUUCUCGCCAACCUCUUACCGUAUCUCCAUCCCCGAGAACACAGCCCUGAGGACAAGCGUCAGCAGGGUGGUAGCGACAGACGCCGAUGUUGGCACAAACGGGCAGCACUACUUCAGCUUCAAGCAGUGGACAGACGUGUUUGCCGUCCACCCCGCCAGCGGCGUCAUCACUCUGACGGGCAAACUGGAUUACGCCGAGACCAAGCUGUACGAGAUGGACGUCUUGGCAGAGGACCGGGGCCUGAAGCUCUACGGUAGCAGCAGUGGUGUCGGCGGCAGCAGUGUGGCAAAGUUGACAGUCCAAGUGCUGCCCGCCAACGAACAGGCACCUGUUAUCACAGCUGUCCCCGUAACUCCAUGGACCACGACCAAAGACCCCACGUAUGCCAUUGUGAGCGUGUGCGACAGCGACCCGGGGCUGAAUGGCGAGAUAGCAUCGCUGAGCAUCGUGGCGGGGGAUCCGCUCCAGCAGUUUAAAGUAGUCAGGCAGGGCCCAGGCGGCAAUGAGUACAAGAUCAAAGCCCAGAGAGACGUGGAGUGGGCAGGCCACCCGUUUGGGUUCAAUCUGACUCUGCAGGCACAGGACAGAGGAACCCCGCCAAGGUUCUCCUCCGCCAAAGUGGUGAGGGUGCAGCCCCCUCAGCAUUCCAUAGACCCCCCUGAGUUUGAGAGACCGCUCUACACAGUCAGACUGAGUGAGUUUGCCCCUCCCCAUACCUCCGUGAUUAUGGUGAGAGCUCAGCCUAAAAGCCCUCUAAUGAGGUAUUUACUAAAGCCCAGAACUCACCAGCCACUGGGUCCCUUUGCCAUCAAUGCAAACACAGGAUUCAUAACGACUACUCAGACAGUUCGAGCUGAUCUAGUCAGUAAAUAUGAAUUCGAAGUAAUUACCAGUGACAGACAAGCUGCCACCAAGGUGGUUGUUGAGCUGAUUGAUGAAAACAACAACACUCCAAAAUUCACUCAGCCAGUGUACACUGUUGGUGUUGAUGAAAACGUUCCACUCGGGACCAGCAUACUCACAGUGAGCGCAACGGACCCCGAUGAAGGUGAAAAUGGCUACGUGACCUACACCAUUGCCAAUGUGACCCCACAGCCUUUCCACAUAGACUAUUUCACCGGUGUAAUCACCACGGCCGAGGACUUGGACUAUGAACUCAUGCGGCGCGCCUUCAGCCUCAGAGUGAGAGCGUCUGACUGGGGCUCUCCCUUCCGUCGAGAGGCCGAGACGACCGUUUCAAUUACACUGAACAACUUGAACGACAAUGCGCCUUUGUUCGAGAACAUUGACUGUCAGCUCACCGUGCCAAGAUCCUUCGGCAUUGACGAGAUGAUAGCCAUCAUUUCUGCGAUCGACAUGGAUGACUCGGGUGUAGUGCAGUAUGAAAUUAAAGCUGGAAACACUAUGGGGAUUUUUGGCCUCAACCCAGAGUCUGGCAUACUGUCACUUAAAAAGCCAUUAGACUCUGGCCAGGCUGUGAAAAUGACUUCGCACACUUUGGAAAUAGCUGCGAAUGAUGGCGAGAACUCCAGCCCACCCCUCUUCAUGAACAUAACAGUUGUGACAGGUGUGCACCAGGUUCGCUCGAAAUGUGUCGACACCGGCAUCGCCAGAAACCUGGCAGGACAGCUGCUUCUCAGAAGCACAAACCACCGGGGAGAACCCGCGGAAUUGUAUACAGAUGUUCACCUGGUUAAUCAACAUCCUCCUUCGCUAAUAGAGCCUACUCGUUUGCUCGAGGUUAAGGAGGAUGUGCCAGUUGGAACAGAGAUUCUCCAGGUCAGAGCGACAGAUGCAGACAGUGGUUUCAAUGGGAAACUGUUUUUUGUCAUUUCUGGAGGAAAUCUUCAGAGUUGUUUCUCCAUUGACAAGGACACAGGCAAGCUUGUUAUCAAUGAACCUCUCGACAGAGAAACCACAGAUCAACAUGCUCUAAACAUCACUGUUUAUGAUUUGGGAUCACCUCAAAGGUCUGUGUCACAUAUUCUUCAAAUAAAAGUGCUAGAUGCUAACGAUAAUAGCCCUCAGUUUCAGCAACAUGAAUACUCCAUUGAAAUAAGCGAAGACACAGCCAUAGGGACAGACAUCAUUCAACUACAAGCAACAGAUCAAGACUUGGGAGCGAGUGGGGAGGUCAGAUACAGUUUUCUGUCAAAGACUGACCAAUUCCACAUUGAUGAACAGACGGGCAUCGUAACAGUAAAAAGCCUGUUGGAUAGAGAAUCCCACGCAUCCUUUGCUCUCAAGGUUGCUGCGAGUGACGGGGCCGUGGAGGAGCCGGAGCUCGUUUCAACAGUGACACUGAGAGUGAUACUCGGAGACAUCAAUGACAAUCCGCCCCAGUUUUCACAUCCACUGUACCGCGCCCGAGUCCCGGAGGACCUGCCCGUCGGGUCGGUGGUGGCCUGGCUGGAGUCACAUGAUCCAGAUGCGGGCCCGUCAGGACAGGUGCGCUACAGCCUGAUGGACGAUGGGGACGGGGUCUUCCAGGUGGACAAGGUGAGCGGGGCCGUGCGGAUCUCAAAGAGCUUGGAUUUCGAGAGGAGACAGGUGUACAACAUGACUGCCCGAGCCAAGGACAAAGGAAAGCCGGUGUCCCUGACGUCGACAUGCUAUGUCAUGAUUGAAGUGGUGGACGUCAAUGAGAAUCUACACCGGCCCGCCUUUCCUUUCUUUAGCAACUCGGGGUAUGUGAGCGAAGAUGCCCCAGUUGGAACAACAGUCAUAAAGGUUAUGGCAGCAGACAAAGAUGGUGGCAGAGAUGGAGAGGUCAGGUACUCCAUUCAGGAUGGAUCGGGCCUUGGAGUGUUCGCCAUUAAUGAAGAAACAGGCGUCAUCUACACACAGGAAAGGCUUGAUCGCGAGACCACAGGCCAGUACUGGCUAACCGUUUAUGCUACCGACCAAGGUGUUGUGCCCCAAUCGUCCUCCGUCGAAGUGUACAUCGAGGUCCGAGAUGUCAACGACAACGCUCCACAGACCCCGGAGCCCAUCUUCUAUCCGUCUGUGCAUGAGAACUCCCCAAAGGACACCUCGGUCAUCCAGAUCGAUGCAUCCGACCCGGACACUGGGGAAAAGAACAACAAGCUCUCCUACAAGAUAACCAGUGGGAAUCCCCAAGGAUUUUUUGCAAUUGACCCUAAAACAGGAUUGGUGACAACAACAUCCCGGAAAUUAGACAGAGAAAAACAGGAGGAGCACACUCUUGAGAUCACCGUCACUGACAGCGGCACUCCAGCCAAAUCUGUAGCCACCAGGGUGAUUGUGAACGUGCUGGAUGUGAAUGACAACACUCCUCAGUUCCUAGAGAAGGUCUACAAUAUCAAGCUACCAGCGCGAAGCAGGACACUCGAGAGGGAGCCGGUAUAUAGGGUGAUCGCCUCAGACCAUGAUGGAGGCCCCUACUCGGAGGUUUCAUACAGUAUCGAGGACGGCAACAAACACGGGAAGUUCUUCAUCGACGCCAGAACCGGGCUGGUAUCCUCCAAAGACACUUUCUCUGCUGGAGAAUACAAUAUCCUCAUGAUAAAGGCCGUGGACAGCGGCAGGCCGCAGAGGUCGUCUACCUGCCGGCUGCACAUCGAGUGGAUCCACAAGCCCAGAGUGCCAGCUCAGGCCCUGGAGCUGGAGGAGAUGCCAACGGCCUUUACAGUCAUGGAGUCCGACAGAGUGGGUCACAUGGUGGGGGUCAUCCGCACGGCGCCUACAGACUGUCCCGUCUGGUUUGUAAUUAAAGGAGACGUAGAUGCUAAAGAUGUUUUUCACAUCAUUCAGAUGGCCUCUGACCUGAAUGGCACAGCAGAAGGUGGGAAUGAUGACAGCAAGUUUGACAUCAACAAGGGCAGUGGAACCCUCAUUGUCGCAGGAGCUCUUGAUGCGGAACAGAAGUCAAGUUACAACUUGACCAUAGAAGCCACAGAUGGAUCCAGGCGCAUAACCACACAGGUUGUCAUUGAAGUGACUGAUACAAAUGAACACCGGCCUGAGUUUUCUCAAUCUCUGUAUGAGAUAAGCAUCCCGGAAGAGACGCAGGCCGGGACUAAAAUCCUAGAGAUCGUUGCCACCGAUAAAGACCUGAAGAACAAAUUAUCUUACACGCUACUGAGCAGCACAGACCCUCUGAGCCUGCAGAAGUUUCGCCUUGAUCCAGGAAAUGGCUUCUUAUACACCACUGAAACACUGACCCAUGAAGUCAUGAACAGACACUCACUCACCGUGAUGGUACGAGACCAAGACAUCCCUGUGAAGCGUAACCUGGUGCGGGUGAUAGUCAGCGUGGAGGACAACAAUGACAACACCCUCUCUUUCACGAGCCCUCGUUACUCCGCCCGUGUGUUAGAGACGGCAGCCUUAGGCAGUGCUGUGGCACAGGUGUCUGCUUUAGACAGAGACAAAAGGAAGAGUUCCGAGCUCCUCUACAGCAUAGACUCAGGAAAUGAAGCGAACACAUUUUCAAUUGAUAUUUUUUCUGGAAUGAUUACUGUUGCUAAGGAGCUUGACUGCAGCAAUAAGAGCCAGUUUGUGCUAAUCAUCAAAGCCUCUGACAAGGGCGAGCUUCCUCUGAGUGCUGAAACAACGGUCCACAUUUCUGUCACAAUCUCAGAUAACGCCAAACCAAAAUUCACCCAUGAUGAAAUCUCAGCAGAAAUCAGCGAAGCUGCACCAGUUGGGAGUUUGGUGACUUUGGUCGAAGCCUCCAGUCAAUCGUCAGUCUCCUACCAAAUCAAAGAGGGAAACACUGACUUUGCCUUUGUUGUAAAUCCAAACUCAGGAGCCAUUGUCACACUGAGGCCUUUAGACUAUGAGACCACAUCUUCAUACCGAUUGAUUGUGCAAGGUACAAACAUGGCUGGUUCGGGGAGCAGCAUGACUGUGUUUGUUCACGUGAAGGAUGAAAAUGACAAUGCCCCGGUCUUCACGAAAGCCGAAUUCUUUGGAACGAUCAGUGAGUCCGCUGCAAUUAGAAGCUUAGUCUUAACUGAUGAAAACUCCCCCCUGGUUAUUCACGCCAGUGACGCAGACACGGACAUGAACGCCAGGCUUGUGUAUGAGAUAGUGGAGCCAGACGCACGGAACUACUUUGCCCUUGACUCCAGCACAGGUGCGAUUCAGACAAUAUCAGGCCUUGACUACGAGCAGAGGACUGCUUUCCAAUUCAUAGUGCAGGCCCACGAUACUGGCACGCCUCGAUUAUUUGCCAGCAACGCUGCCAGAGUGACGAUCCAAGUCAUUGAUGUCAAUGACUGCGUGCCAAAAUUCAGCCAGGACUUGUAUGAGGCGACUCUUCUUCUGCCAUCCUACAAAGGGGUGCGAGUGAUCUCUGUGGAUGCAACAGACCGAGACACUCAGGCCAAACUGCUGUUCUCCAUUACUGAUGGCAACGUCGGAGAGAAAUUCAGAAUCGAUGCUGUUACAGGUGCCAUUUUUGUCCAGAAUUGUACUCAGCUGCGCAACAGGUACAAGCUAACUGUGAGGGUGUCGGAUGGCCGAUGGCAGAACAGUUCAGUUGUGAAAGUUGUGGUGAAGGAGAACAAAGAUCAGAACUUACAGUUCACCCACAAAAUAUAUACAGCUGUUGUACGAGAGAACUCCUCAGAGAGGAAAACCCUUGCCAUAGUCUCCAUGGUGGGGAGAAAGCUGAACGAGCCUCUCUUGUACACCAUUCUCAACCAAGAUGACCGCUUUGAAAUAGGUCAAACCUCAGGGGUACUUUUUACAACUGGGAUACAGUUUGACCGAGAGGAACAGGACAUGUAUGAGGUUGUAGUUGGCGUAACAAGAGAGCCAAAGUCAUCCAAGGUCAUUGCCCAUGUUCUUGUCAGAGUCUCAAUUGAGGACAUUAAUGACCGUCCACCAGUGUUUGUGAAUUUGCCCUAUCACGCCCUAGUCCAGAUAAAUGCAGAAGUGGGCCAAAUUAUUCGACAGAUGUCUGCUGUCGACCAAGACACUGGCAAAAAUGCAGAGGUCAAAUACCUCCUGAAUGAGCACAAGUAUUUUCAGAUGUCCCCCUCUGGAGACAUCACCCUUAAGAGGCCUUUUGAUCCAGACACCCUAAACACAAAGUUUGUACUGAGUGUGGUAGCACUCGAUGGAGGUGAACCAGCUCUGUCCUCCACAGUUGAGGUGGCAGUGACCGUCCUGAAGAAAGCUGCGCCCAUUUUUGAAAAGCCCUUCUACAACAUUGAAAUAGCAGAGAACACACCGCCACACACCUCAGUAAUGCAAGUGCAGGUGAACGGGGUGAAUGGCCCCAGAGCCGUGUACAGUAUCUUUGAGGGGGAUCCCCUCGGCCAUUUCUCCAUCAACUUCAACUCGGGUGUCAUUAACGUCAUUCAGACUCUGGAUUACGAGGUCCAUCCUGCCUAUAAACUGAAAGUCCGAGCCACAGAUGUCGUCACCGGCUCCCACUCAGAGGUCUUCAUCGACAUCAUAUUGCUGGAUGUCAAUGACAACGCUCCAGUGUUUGAAACAGAUACCUACAAAGUCACAAUCUCUGAGUCUAUUGCGAUUGGUGCGUUGGUCUUCCAGGUGAAGGCCAUCGACGCCGACUUUGGGAGUAACAAAAGGGUUUUCUAUGAGCUUCUGGAACCAGAAAGCUCUGCCUUGGCUUUGUUCAAGAUUGAUCGGGAUACUGGGGUCAUCUCCACAACCAGCCUUUUAGACCACGAAACAAAUCCACAACACACACUCAGAGUAAGAGCUGUGGAUGGAGGUACCCCUGCCUUGUCCAGAGAGGGCUCAGUGAUUAUCGACGUGUCUGAUGUAAACGACAACCCGCCAGCAUUCACACAGGAGUCUUAUGAGGCGGCUGUUAGUGAACUGGCCGGUCGUGGUCACUUUGUUCUGAAUGUCAAGGCAACCGAUGCUGAUGCCUCAGAUGCUGGCAAGCUGGAGUACUUUUUCCUCUCUGGAAACGAGCGUGGACACUUUGCUUUGAAUAAAAGGACCGGGGAAAUAGCGGUAUCAAAUAACCACAGAAGUAGCGUAGAGCCCUCCUACAGUAUGGAUGUUUUGGCGACUGAUAGUGUAUUCAAAAGCUCAGCUGAGGUGAAAAUCAAAGUGAUCCGUGAAAACUUGCACAGCCCUUCUUUUAAUCAGAGCGAGUAUGCCAUAGAGAUCCCUGAGAAUUCACCCAUUGGCACACUGGUCACAGAAGUCAAAGUCACAGACAAAGACGGGACGAAUGGUCAAGUGAAAUACUUCAUAGUCAACGAGGUCGCAAGAGAUAAGUUUACCAUUGAUGCUGACGGGCAGAUUUACACUCUGGAGAGCUUUGAUAGGGAAAACAGCCUUGAGAAAGUAAUAGCUAUAAAUGUUAUGGCAAAAGAUGGCGGUGGAAAAGUUGGAUUUUGCUCUGUCAGUGUGAUCAUCAAAGACAUAAAUGACAACGCCCCUCAGUUUGUUGUGUCUGAGUAUAAUGUGUCAGUUCCUUGGGACAUCUCUACAGGAUUGUCCAUCGUCAAAAUAACAGCUGUGGACCUGGAUGAGGGAGUCAACGCUGACGUUCUGUAUGAAAUUGACUCUGAGGUACGUCACUUUGAAAUACAUCCUCAGAGUGGUGUGAUCACUGCAAAGCAAAGCCUUUUUGGAUUUGAGAAUAACCUCUACACACUCUACGUGAAGGCCAGGGAUUCUGGAAGUCCACAGAAGCACUCUUUUAUUCCCGUGAAUAUUUUGGUAGUGCCGUCACAUUUGUCAGUUCUUGAGUUUGUGAAGCCAACCUUGCAGCUGAAGAUUGAAGAGGACCUUCCUGUUGGAACGGAGCUGGAUGUGGUCCAAGUGGAGAGUGGUGAGGAGUCUGUGACGUACAACCUCGUCAGAGGCAAUACCCCCGAGAGCAACAGAGAUGAUGUGUUUGUUAUCGACAGUAUCACUGGUGUUCUGAAACUAGCAAAACGUCUCGAUUACGAAAGUACCCCUCGGUAUGGCCUCACAGUGCAGGCUAGAAAACACCAGGAGGGGAUGGAAAUCUUGUCUCUGAUGGAGGUGAAGAUUGAGCUGAAGGAUGUUAAUGAUAACAGCCCCCAGUUCGAUUCCGACCCAUACGAAUCUUACAUUGUGGAAAACUCUCCAAGACAAACAUCAGUGAUCCAACUUAGGGCUUUCGAUCUGGACACGGGGAUGAAUGGCCAAGUAACGUACAGCCUGGAUAAGAACCAGGAAUGCCCUGAGGUGCUGGAGCUGUUUACUGUGGAGCGUACGACCGGCUGGCUCACCACGCUGAAAGAGAUCGACCGAGAGCAGAGAGAGAGGUACACCAUAUCUGUGAUAGCCUCAGACCAAGGGAAGCAGCAGCGGAUGACGGCCACAGCCACAGUCGAGGUGACUGUGGUGGACGUCAACGACAGUCCGCCACGCUUUGCGGAGGAGGUCUUCAAAGCCACGGCCAAGGAAGACGACCCUGUGUUUACAGUGGUUGCGGCCUUAAGCAUCACGGAUGCAGACAGUGAAGAAAUCAACACAGAGAUCAGCUGCUACAUCACAGGGGGGGACCCUCUAGGGCAUUUUGGUAUUGAACAGAGUCGGGGGGAGUGGAGUCUGACCGUGAGGACACAUCUGGACAGAGAGAAGAGGGAUGGCUACCUCUUAAACAUAACAGCCACAGAUGGCACACAUUUGGCCCGGGCAGCUGUGGACAUAAAGGUCCUGGACGCCAACGACAACAGUCCUGUGUGCGGGAAGAGUCUGUAUACUGGAACGGUUCCUGAGGACGCUCCAGCUGGGCUACUGAUCCUGCAGGUGUCAGCCAGCGAUGUGGACAUCCACGCCAACGCCCAGAUAUCCUACCAGCUCUCCGGAGACGGGGCUGAGCGCUUCAGCCUGCAUCCGACCACAGGUGAGCUGAGAACUCUCUUGCCCUUGGACCGUGAGGAGAGGGAGUUGUUCGAGCUCACAGCACGAGCGCAGGAUGGAGGGGGCCUCUCCUGCCAGGUCGCCGUGGCGAUAGCUGUGGCCGACGUCAAUGACAACCCCCCACGGUUCACAGCGGACGCCCAUCACUUCAGAGUGGCAGAGAACACAGAGCCUGGCACCUAUGUGGCCCUAAUGCAGGCCAUAGACCUGGACACUGGGAUGAAUGGCAAAGUUCUGUAUUCGUUUGAGGACUCUUGCGGAGGCCAGUUCUCCAUCCAGGAACGUUCGGGAAUUAUAAGUCUGGAGAAGCCCCUGGACCCCGGCGUCCAGGCCAUGUACACGCUCAAAGUCCGAGCCACUGACCAGGGCUCUCCUCAUCAGCUGUCAUCGCUCGGCUCCGCCACCGUCACCGUGCGCACCGCCACCGACUACCCGCCCGCAUUCCAGCUCAGGGAGUACGUUGCCACCGUCCCGGAGGACGUCUCCAUGGGAACGCAGAUCCUCCGAGUCUUCGCCGGCAGCAGGGACUCAGAUGCCCGCGGCGAGAUCACCUACUCCAUCACCGGUGGCAACGAGCAGGGAGCGUUCAGCAUCAACUCCCGCACGGGCGACAUCUUCGUGAUCGAGCGGCUGGAUUUCGAGUCGUCCCGUGAACACUUCCUGACUGUGGAGGCCACGGUGGGGGGGAAGGAGCCGCUGAGCGACAUGGCCUCUGUCAGAGUCAACGUGACGGACGUCAACGACAACAGCCCUGUCUUCAGCCAGGGGGUGUUCUCAGCGGUUGUCAGUGAGGACGCCAGGCUGGGGACAUCUGUGGCGGCUAUUAUGGCGAGCGACAUUGAUGGGCCUGCCAAUAACCGCGUUCGCUUCUCCAUCGUCGGCGGCAACCAGGGGAGUCCGUUCCUCAUCGACGCAGUCAGCGGGGAGCUGCGAGUGGCUCGGCCGCUAGACAGAGAGCAGAUAUCGGAGUACACGCUGACCGUGCUGGCCUCCGACAGCGGGAAUCCGCCCAAAUCCAGCAGCACGGCGAUCACCAUCGACGUGUCGGACGUGAACGAUAAUCCCCCCGUCUUCACCCGAGCCAACUACAGCCUUGUCAUCCAGGAAAGCGUCCCCAUAGGCAGCAGCCUCCUGAAGCUUCAAGCCACAGACGCCGAUACCCCGCACAACGGCCCCCCCUUCUCCUUCUCCAUCCUGCGCGGGGACGAGAGGGGCACCUUCUGGAUGGAUCCGCAAGGACUGCUCACCACUCGCACUCGGCUCAGCCACCGAACACAGGAGAACUAUUUGCUGCGUGUGAAGGUUACAGACGGAGGUACACCUGCCCUGUCCUCCUUCACGGUGAUCAGCAUCAGAGUGGUUGAACAGAGCAGACACGCUCCUGUCGUCCUCCCACUGGAGGUCAUCGUCUCCACCCCCCAGAAUGAGUACGCCGGGGGCCUCCUGGGCAGGAUCCACGCCACCGACGGCGACCCUUACGACACGCUCUCCUACAGCCUGCCUCCCGCCGCCCGCCACCUCUUCUCCGUGUCCCCCUCGGACGGACGGCUGCUGGCUCCGCGGGGCCUUGACGCGGGCCUGUACCCGCUCAACGUGUCCGUCAGCGACGGGCGCUUCAUGGCAUCCGCCCCCGUCAACGUGCACGUGCGCAGGGUCACCCGCCGGAUGCUGGAGCAGGCUGUCGCCGUGCGCCUCUCCCCUGCCACACCGGAGGAGUUCCUGGCCGCUCACUGGCGGAGUGUCCAGAAGGCCGUGCGCAGCGCAGCAGGGGCCCGUCGUGGCGACGUCCACCUCAUCAGCCUCCAACCCGCAGAGCCAGACGUAGGUUCCAGCCGGAACCUGGACGUGCUUUUAUCCGUGGAGCGCACAGCUGCAGGUGCCCGCUCUGUCCUACAGGGGGCGCUGUUGCACAAGAUAAACGCCUCCCUGGCCGGCGUGAGGCAGGCGAGCGGCCUGCGAGUGGCCAGCAUCCUCAGUGGCCCCUGCUCUGGCGUGCUGGACUGUCCGGUCACGUUCUGCAGAGAGGUGGCCAUCCUGGACCAGAACUCCAUGUCCACACAUAGCAGCGCGAGGAUGAGCUUGGUGUCGCCACGGCACCACAUGUCCGCCAUCUGUCUGUGCAAAGAUGGAAAGUGUCCAAAACUGAACAACCCAUGUGAAGACAACCCUUGUCCAGAUGGAUAUCAGUGUGUAUCUGCUGAAAAAGAAGACAAAUAUAGCUGUCUGUGUGAAAGUGGUAAACAGGGAAAUUGCUCAGGGGGACCAGCAUUGACACUGCUUGAGAACAGUUUUAUUAAGUAUCGCCUACCAGAGGAUAUGAGCAAAAGGGAACUGAAGCUCUCUCUUAGACUGAGAACCUUCUCCAGUCAUGGAACUGUGAUGUUUGCUAAAGGGCAUGAUUACAGCGUUCUUGAGAUUGUGGACGGCAGACUGCAGUACCAGUUUGACUGUGGCCUGGGCCAAGCAGCCGUAUCCGUUCACAGUAUCCAGGUGAACGACGGCCAGUGGCACACGCUUUGGCUGGCAGUGGAGGGCAACCGUGCCAAGCUGGUCCUGGACCGCGUUCACAGCGCAUCCGGCAUCGCUGCCGGCAACAGCUGCUCCCUCCACCUCGGCAACGCCGUCUUCCUCGGCGGCCAUGCCCACCCUCUCAGGCCCAGGCCUAGGCGGAGUUUGCCUGUUUCGGGCGCAGGCGGCGGUGCCGGCGGCCUGCGGGGCUGCAUAGACUCCGUUGUGGUGAAUGGUCGCCCGCUGUCCCUCGGCAGACAGCCCCCCUCCGGCGCCGUCACGGUGGAGGACAUGGUGGGCAUUCUGCCCGGCUGUGCCAUGUUCUCGGUGGAAGACUGCUCCAACAAUCCAUGCCUGAACGGAGGGAGCUGCACACGGACGCCUAAUGGAGGCUAUUACUGCCAAUGUGGCACCAUGUUUAUGGGGACGCACUGUGAGGCCAGACGCAGUCCCUGUGCUUCCAACCCCUGUCUCUAUGGAGGAACCUGCAUCGACAACAACAGUCACUUCUACUGCCAGUGCUGGGGACAGUACUCGGGGCAAAGGUGUCAGAUCGGACCCUACUGUGCCAGCAGCCCCUGCCACAAUGGCGGACACUGCAUUGAAAGUCUUGAUGGGGCGGUGUGUGACUGUAGCCCAGGCUUCAGGGGUGAAAGCUGCCUCAGGGACGUGGACGAGUGUGAGAAGGCUCCCUGUCUGAACGGCGGGCGCUGUGUGAACACCCACGGCUCCUUCCACUGCAUCUGUGCCCAGGGCUUUGCGGGCGCGUUCUGCGAAGCUCGCAGGGAAACCAGGCACAAGUUCACCUCCUCCUCCUGGAACGUGGGACUGGAGGAGAUUCUGGGGAUGGUGUUGAUUCUCGUCUCCUUCUUCCUCUUCGUGUUGGUGUUCGUCGGCUGCUGGAAGUCAGGCUGCAGGUCUCGGAGGAGGAAGGGGAAGGAGGAGGAAGAGGAGGAGGAGGAGGGCAGGCGGGAAGGAGGAGGAGGGGAGGCCAAAGCGUUCCUGCAGAGGUCUUACCCCGACACCAAGCCCACCAGGGUCACGUUCGCCGCUGCCCCUCCACAAGUGCCCAUCAGGCCUGUGACCUAUAUGGCCAGCAUGCCCAGAGGCUCACAUGGCACCCAAGUCAGCAACUCUUACGAGGGCUCAGUUGCUCCAGAGUACUACGAGUCAAGCACGUUAAACCAAGAUCACCCGCCACGCGGGCAGCGUAAAGCUGUGGCGGUGUGUAGCGUUGCCCCCCAUCUGCCCUCCGGCCUCUCCCCUGUCUCCCCCACAGACAGCGAGUCUUACCACAAGUCUACCUGGGACUACGGGGAUGAUGCUGAACCAUUUAUGAAGACCAUGUCCCGUUCUCGUGGAAACAGAGGCAGCGCAUCAGAGCUCUGGUCGCCGAGCUCCCCGCGCUCAGAGUCAAGCGAUGACAAUGGCUAUCACUGGGACAUCUCUGAUUGGAUACCUAGCGUGCAGAUGUGUCAUAUCCAGGGGCUCCUGCACAGUGACUUUGUACAAACCCCUCCUCUUUCCGGGUACAUCAGGCCCACCGGCAUCGACACAGAUUACCUCACCUCAGGCUUAGACAUUGAAAGCAAAUGUACAUCUGCCCCACAAUACCCCGCAGAUGUUCAGCUGUCCCCCGUCCCAAGACUUCCUGAGAGUUGCAGUCUGACCCAGCCCAACAGAGACAUUCACACAUCUGCGGAAAGAGAGUCUCCUAGUGGUUCAGAGACAGCACACUCCCUCAUCCAGAGGACGAGACUUGACCCUCCUUUGACGCUGGCAGUGCCUCAGGGCUCGGAUGAUGAUGGAGAUGACACAACCUUUUCCAUUUCUUCACCCAUACUCUCGUGCUCUGAUGUGUCAGCCUAUAGUGAGGACUGUGACUCCAUGUCGAGUGACUCUGAGAGCUCGGAGAAUGGUCUUGCCAGUCACCUAACUACAUUCACACAAAGAAACACUGAGGUGUAAAGACUUUUUUUUUUUCAUCAUUAUUUGUCCACUUUGAACCGUCAGUAACAGUUUGGCGUCUUUACUAUCAAUUGUGUGUAGGAUUAAGAACUUCACUGAAGAAUCAGAAUGGGACAAGGUACAUUUUUGACUCUGCAAGAUCAAUAAAGUUGGUUUUCAAUGCUCUUGUUUGACAUUUUCAAAUUUCCAGCCACUGUAACCCCUUCCCAAUGGGGGAAUCUGAUUGUAAGAUGAAGACUGUGAUUACUUGACUGGCACGUCCCCAACAGAUCACAGUUAGUCCACUAAAAUUGUGAUUUAUUCCAGUUUAUCAAGAAAUCAUAAGUAGUUUGUAAACAAGAAUCAGCUGGAAUGCAUAAUUUGUCGUAAUUUAAAAUAUAAACAGGUUUUGUAUAAAGAUAUUGAUCUUAUCUGUCGUCCCUUGUGCUCUGUGAAAUGGUGUGAUCAUUGUAUAUGCAUUUAUUUUGUAACGACAUUCCAAAUACACUUAUAACAGUUCAAACAGUUCAAAUGCUUCAUACCAUGUGGACAAUUCUGUAUAUGACUGUGAUUCUCGUACCUCCAACUCAUUUUUAUACAGGAAUCACAUGUUUAGUGGAAGUCUUGAGUCAUUAUUUCUUUUUGAUAAUAAAUUAUUUCUAUGAAUUGA